Ambispora gerdemannii is the source of this 492-nucleotide messenger RNA. The record is from the annotation of a GenBank genome assembly. Lineage: Eukaryota; Fungi; Glomeromycota; Glomeromycetes; Archaeosporales; Ambisporaceae.
AUGUCAAGAAUAAAAAAAGAUAAAAAAAACCAAGUAAUUGUCGUGCCAACCACGCAAAAAUCUGUUCCAAAAACUAAACCAGUUAAAACUCCGACUAAAUCCCGUCCCGUUCCUUCCAAACAAAAUACUCUUGCCUAUUAUGAUUGCCUAAUUGACCAAAUUGCUAACUCUUCAAACCCAAAAACUAAGAUUACCCAACUAGCCCAUCACUGUAAAUGUAAUAAAGGUCAGGUUGCCCAAGCUCAACAAGAACAUAAACAGCAACUAGUUCAGCAAUUAGCCAAAAAUUAUAAAGCUUUUGGUCAGAGUUUAGGCCAUUAUUUACAAGCGGAUAUUAUCGGGAUAACUAACGUUAUCUCUUUGGCUAUUUUUGCUGGCUAUACCGUUCGUUUACGUUUAAGACAAAUAGUUCUAGAAAAGAAAAACGGAAAAGAGCAGCAUCAGAUCGACGAAUUGAAGCAAGAGAUUGAGAAGUUAAAGAAAAAUGGCUAA